GUUCUGUGUCUCAGCAAGUAGCUCAUCUUCGCCGCCGCCUUUCACUCUUUCCGUUUGUCGCUCCCUCUUCUUCUUCUUCACCGGUUUUAACUUCCGGCCAACUCUUUGCUCCCAAGCAGCUCAACUUCCUCUGGCAUACUUUCCUUGGUUUAAUUCUUUUGACAAAAACUGGUGCUUUGAUUUCAACGACCCGGGUCCUGCCUCUCUCUGUUCUUCCAUAGGUGGGAGCAUGUAUUUGCAGUAGUUGCUCUCUGGUUCCUUCAUUGGCAAUGUGGAGAUCACCGGCGAUGGCUUGUAUUGUUAGAAGGUUAACUCGGGUUCGACUGGGAGUACAAACCCUUAGUUCUAGCUAUGGUUCCAUGCCGCAGGCUCAAUUCUCUGAUAGGGAAGAUGCAAAAGAUCAGUCUUCUUCAGAGGCACGAUUCAGUCAUCAAGCUGCAUUCCAAAAUUUGGACCAAAAUGCUGCAAGUGUGCAGAAGGAUAAAAUAGGGAAGAAUAUUUCUAGAAAGGAGAAGACUGGCUUUCUUAUUAACACACUCAUGGAUCUCAAGGAUAACAAAGAAGGUAUUUAUGGUGCUCUGGAUGCUUGGGUUGCAUGGGAACGGGAAUUUCCCAUUGGUCCUCUUAAGCAUGCUUUGCUGGCUCUUGAGAAGGAACAUCAAUGGCAUCGGAUUGUUCAGGUGAUUAAAUGGAUUUUGAGCAAGGGUCAGGGAAACACAAUGGGUACGUACGGGCAACUGAUACGUGCAUUGGAUAAAGACCACCGAGCGGAGGAAGCACAUUCUGUUUGGGUGAAGAAAGUUGGUACAGAUCUUCAUUCCGUGCCUUGGAAGUUAUGUAGCAUGAUGAUAUCAGUAUACUACAGAAACAACAUGCUAGAUAGGCUUGUUAAGCUUUUCAAGGGCAUGGAAGCAUUUGACAGGAAACUCUAUGACAAGGUUAUAGUCCAGAGAGUAGCCAAUGCGCAUGAGAUGCUAGGGAUGCCAGAAGAAAAAGAACGAGUACUCCAAAAGUACGCUGAUGUUUUUGCCGAGACCGAGAAGAAUCAACGAUUUAAGAAGAGAUCCAAACAGUCUCCUACAAAGGAAAAGCAAUAGGGUGAAAUUAUUUUUGCUUGAUACACUUUUGAUGCAAUCCAAUGAAUGAUUCACAGGGGAAGCUUACAGUAGUUUGUUCGUGUUCAUGAUAGUGAUAACAGUAUUUGUGAUUGUCGGGCAUAAACAUGGACAGUAACAAGUUCAAUAGAACCAGAGUUCCAACC
Messenger RNA from Linum tenue, 1261 nucleotides. The record is from the annotation of a GenBank genome assembly. Lineage: Eukaryota; Viridiplantae; Streptophyta; Magnoliopsida; Malpighiales; Linaceae.